Messenger RNA from Gekko japonicus, 789 nucleotides. Its product is annotated as chromosome unknown open reading frame, human C9orf152. Bases 1 to 789 code for a protein of 262 amino acids. The transcript is spliced from 2 exons. The record is from RefSeq and is a predicted model, not a curated record. NCBI's taxonomy places the organism in Eukaryota, Metazoa, Chordata, Lepidosauria, Squamata, Gekkonidae.
AUGAGGGAAAUGCCUUGCUUCUGCCUGAUUCUGUCUUUCUUAUGGGAACAGAUGGUAAAGGCUUAUAAAUAUGUGAGCGGUAUUUUCUUGUUGACUCAUCCGUCAAACCAGCCAGCCUCAGAUUGUUCCGGGCAGCCGACCAAGAUGGACGUAAGUUUACUCGAAGAGCAGUACGGUUCCCUCAAACAGAAGCAGAGGCUGCAGACGCACAUUAUUGUCUUUAAAACAGGAGAGCAUGAGACAGUUCCUGAAGGCUCUGUGGUCAGCACCGUUUUAGUCAACAAAAAGAUGAAGAAAGCCAAAGCGUUUCAAGAACCCGUUCCCAUCAGGGAGGUCAGCCUUGGGUUGCCCUGUGCUGGCAAUAUACAAGAGAGUUCACCCUGGCGUAUCCAUCUGGGUCUCCACCGUCUUGCAGAAGGCGAGCAUCACAAAGUUCCUUGGGGGGUUAUCCAGAACAAGGACGAACGGAUUUACACUAACAGCGAAACAACUUCGCAAGAGGAAAGCAUAGCCUCGACGGAAGAGUUCUUAACGGGGAGUGAACAAUCCAUUGAGCCAGUCAGUAAACAGGGAAAUUCAAGCCCUGCUGAAAAGACCGAGCGUUCCAUUCCAGCCGGGUGCACAGAUCUUCCUUUGACGUCAAUUAAUGCACCACUGUGGACAGAAAUCAGGGCCUCCAAGCUGGCCCCAGCAGGACCCAGUAAGCUAACUUACUACCCUUUCCCUCAGAAAAAAACUCCCAGGAUUUCUGAAGCCGCAAGGAGACUUGGAUUGUACGUUUCACAGUGA